Parnassius mnemosyne (clouded apollo) is the source of this 894-nucleotide messenger RNA. NCBI's taxonomy places the organism in Eukaryota, Metazoa, Arthropoda, Insecta, Lepidoptera, Papilionidae. The record is from the annotation of a GenBank genome assembly.
AUGGAGCCGGUGAAUCUAAUGUCUUUGAACUUGACGGAGCUAAAAGAAUUCCUUGAUUCUUUCGAUCACGUGUUUUCUGAUUGCGACGGUGUAAUUUGGUCAAAAGUGCCUUUACCAGGUGUGGGCGAUUUCUUCGAUCGAAUAAAACAGUUGGGAAAGACUGUGCAUUUUGUAUCCAACAACAGUCUUAGAUCUCAAAAGAAUUAUGAAGACUUGUUUGAAGCUGCCAAUAUUAAAAAUGGAUUUGAAAACUUGACUGUGCCGUCGAUUGCUAUUGCGGAAUAUUUGAAAUCAGUUGAUUUUAACAAAGCGGUUUAUUGCGUGACGUGUCCGGAAACAAUUAACAUAUUAAAAUCUUACGGCUUCACAUGCAAAUAUGGACCUGAGACCGGAGCAAAAUUAUAUUCAGACUAUGUGCAAUAUUUAGAAGAUGAUGAAGAAAUUGGGGCGGUCGUGUUUGACAGUGACUUCAACGUGAACCUGCCGAAAAUGUACAGAGCCAUCAAUUUUCUUCGAAGACCCGAAGUACUUUAUUUUAGCGGAGCGACAGAUCGAUAUGUGCCUUUAAAGCCGGGAUGUUUAUGUUUAGGAACGGGCGUGUUUACUGACAUCGUGAGCGAAGAGGCAAAUCGAGAACCUAUUUCACUAGGUAAACCAGGAAAACUAUUCGGCGAGUUUGCUAUGAAACGUGCAGGUGUUACUGAUCCUAGCCGAGUUCUUUUCAUUGGCGAUAUGAUUGAACAAGAUGUUGGACUGGGUAGAGCAACUGGUUUCAAAACUCUUUUGGUACUCACAAACAAUACGCGUGAAAAUAUGAUGGCACAUCCUCAUUUGAAACCGGAUUAUUACGCGGAUUCUUUAGGUAGUUUAGUUCCAGUUAUAAAUAAUGUAUGA